GUUGGAGUAACUCUGAAUCCAAGUCCACCUGUUUUCCUUCUUCUUCUUCCACCUCUUCCAAAUCUCUGAAAACUCACACACACACACACACACACACACUCUCUCUCUCUCUCUCUCUCUCUAAUGAUUCCAUUUUUCUAUGGGGAAUGUAACAGAACCUUCUCUGCUCAGUCGCCAUGAGGAACAGAUGAACAGCUCGGUGAAUUGAAAAGAUUUGGACUUUUGGCGAGUUCUGAUCUUUCUAAAAAAUGGAGGAGAAGGUUGAUGCUUACUCUCCCAAGGGAGUUCUUGAGGACUAUUUUCGGAGCUCGGAUUCCGAAACGAGCUCCGAGAAAGAGCCCACGCCGGAUUCAGAAGCUAACCAAAAUUCAAAACAGAGUUCUAGGUGGGGUGGACUUGUUAAAUUGUUGACAUCCAAGUCCAUAAAACCUUUAGCCACGACAGUGCGUCCGCUGCGGAAAUUCUCAAGGAGAAUGAGCAGCAGCAUGAGGGACAUUAUCGGGCCGAAAUUUCAGGCAGAUGAUGCCGAAAUGCUGUACCCUUUCAAGUCACCGUGGAAGAACUUCUCCCUGUAUGAGCUGCAGGCCGCAACCAAAUCUUUUAGCCACGAAAAUCUGAUUGGAAAGGGGGGUUAUGCUGAAGUUUUUAAGGGCUGUCUGGAAAAUGGGCAACCUGUGGCAAUCAAACGGCUAACCCGGGGAACGCAGGAGGAGAUCGCCGGCGACUUCAUGGCGGAGAUCGGAAUCAUGGCUCAUGUGAAUCAUCCUAAUACUGCCAGGCUAAUUGGGUAUGGGGUUGAAGGUGGCAUGCAUUUGGUUCUUGAGCUGUCUACAAAAGGAAGCUUGGCUUCUGUUCUUUAUGGUUCCGAGGAAGAGAAACUCGAUUGGGGCAUCCGGUAUAAAAUUGCAGUAGGUGCAGCUAAGGGUUUGCAAUAUCUUCAUGAGGGUUGUCAAAGGAGAAUUAUCCACAGAGAUAUUAAGGCUGCAAAUAUUUUGCUCACCGACGAUUUUGAGGCCAAGAUUUGUGACUUUGGUCUUGCAAAAUGGCUACCGGAGAAAUGGACUCACCACAUUGUAUCAAAUUUUGAGGGCACAUUUGGCUAUCUUGCGCCCGAGUUCCUACUGCACGGCAUAGUAGAUGAGAAAACUGAUGUGUUUGCGUAUGGUGUGGUGCUCUUGGAAUUAGUCACUGGACGACGAGCUCUAGAUUACUCGCAGCAAAGCCUUGUUAUGUGGGCAAGGCCCUUGCUGAAGAAGAAUUCAAUCAAAGACUUGGCUGAUCCUUCUCUAGCUGAUGAGUACAACCGUCGCCAGAUGAAUCUCGUAUUGUUGGCUGCUUCUUUAUGCAUACACAAGUCCUCGACACGCCGGCCAAGUAUGAGUCAGGUGGUACAACUUAUGAGUGGAGAUCUUAGCUGCCUGAUGUCCUUGAAGAAAAGCAUAUCAAUGCCAAUUUUCCGGAAGGCAUUGCGCGAAGAGCUCAUCGACACAGAAGACCUUAACGCAACGAUUCGGGCGGGUUCUCGAAACGUGGAAGCGGGUAAAGUAACGGGACACAGAAACUUGGAGUAAUGGACAUGGAAACUAUAGGAGUUUUGUGGUUCAGUCCAACCCGUCCAACAAAGGAAAUGAAUGAAUACGAUUCUCAACAUAUAUAAUGUGUACAUAUAACCAUAUAAGAGUUAAAGAAAGAAGGAAAAAAAGAGAGAA
Molecule: messenger RNA, 1709 nt
Organism: Pyrus x bretschneideri (Chinese white pear)
Lineage: Eukaryota; Viridiplantae; Streptophyta; Magnoliopsida; Rosales; Rosaceae
Product: receptor-like cytosolic serine/threonine-protein kinase RBK2
Exons: 8
Coding region: 249-1571 (440 amino acids)
Biological process (GO): protein phosphorylation
Molecular function (GO): protein kinase activity; ATP binding
Source: RefSeq, a predicted model, not a curated record